Molecule: messenger RNA, 405 nt
Organism: Brassica oleracea var. oleracea
Lineage: Eukaryota; Viridiplantae; Streptophyta; Magnoliopsida; Brassicales; Brassicaceae
Exons: 2
Coding region: 1-405 (134 amino acids)
Source: RefSeq, a predicted model, not a curated record
AUGAAGAACAGUGAAGCUAGACCUGUUGGAACAUCACCAUUACCGGAAGCUAAUGAGGUUGAAAAGAAAGAACCCAACGAGUGCAAUUACGUCCAAAACAAUAAGAGAUCACACGGCAAUGGCCGUGGUGGUUACAAGGGGCCUGGUAGUGACAAUUACUCGAACAGCCGAGACAACUACUCGACCAGCCGGAAAGGAAACCACAAUAACCGUGGUCGUGGUUCCAAUUAUGGCCGUGGCUGCGGUAGUUAUGGCCGUGGUCAAGGCGGCAUAUCCAAACCUCUGAAGAACAAGAACCCGGAGGCUCACAUGGUUCACGAUUCCGGAUAUGAGGCCGAUAAUGAUUCCGACAUUGCUAAAGAUGACCAGAUGGACUUUGAGACUUCUGAUUGUCUCAAGGACUAA